Messenger RNA from Triplophysa rosa, 2921 nucleotides. It is a transcript of the gene hs3st2, whose product is annotated as heparan sulfate (glucosamine) 3-O-sulfotransferase 2. Lineage: Eukaryota; Metazoa; Chordata; Actinopteri; Cypriniformes; Nemacheilidae. The coding region runs from base 705 to 1871 and encodes 388 amino acids. The transcript is spliced from 2 exons. Gene Ontology annotation, molecular function: [heparan sulfate]-glucosamine 3-sulfotransferase activity. The record is from RefSeq and is a predicted model, not a curated record.
AUCUCCUAAUUUUAAAGAUAUAGAAAGUCCAAAGGCUGUUUGGGAGUUAGAAUGGGCAUUUCAGCAGAAUAAUAUCAGAUAGUCGGAGGACACGAGCAGUUGUGGCGUACUCCUUUAAAAGACAAACGCACGAGGAAUAUGAAAAUAUGACGUGACGUCAGGCGUCGUCUUUAAAUAUUGAUCUCGAGCACUUCACUGCCGCAAAGCCAUUCUUGAGAAGUUUACAAAGAGAUGAACAUGAGCUGAGCUGAGCUGCGCGGCGGAGAGACGUUCCGCGUUCGAAACUUGGGAGCAAAAUGUGCCGUUUAGACAUGGAAUAUCAGAUUUCCAACACGGAUUACAUUCGGUAGGAUGGUGCUUCACAUGAUCGGCUCAAACAAAUGGAUUACUUGAAAUAUUUUAAACACUAAAGCAAGUGCGUUUCUGAGGUGAGGAGCACCGCUGAGGUGCUGUAAUGUACAAAAGUGACGCGAAGCCUAAACAGGCAGUGGGAUUACAUUUCUUUUCAACUUUAUUGCUUUUCUAUCAAAUACUUUUUGUCAGCCUGUGCGUCUGGUUGGAAAUAUUAACUAGCAUUUUCCCAAAUGAGAUGUAAGUUCGCGCCGUCGGAGUUUGCCGUGUCUUGAUGGGGAGCACGAGACCGCGAGCGAACGUCACAGAGAAACUUACAGAGAAAAACAUGCCGUCUUUUCAUCCAUGGAGACAUGGCAUAUAGGUUCCUGUCCAGCCGAAUCGUGCCAUCCUCAAACAGAUUAAGCAGAAGGUUUAUUUUUAUAUUCACCAUAUCGUUGUCUUUCACGUAUCUAUGCUACAGCAUCCUAUUCUGUUCCGGUACAAUCAUGCCUAACCAGAGAUUGGAGGAGCAUCGCUGCGUCCGUCUGAAACCCAUAGGGAGUAAAAAACUUUUACAGAAGUCACAUUAUUGCACUAUAUCUGCAAAAACGAGAGGAACCUCGGAUGAAACGAGAGUUGUGGGUCUUACAGCAAACCAUAAUGGUAACCAAAGCAAACAGUCCGUCUCGCAGAAAACACAAGCGCGAAACUCGGAUGGGCUGGAUCACAAGCAACCUAAUAACACAAAUUCACCAAAAUACGGGAACAAGAAACUUCCAAACGCGCUUAUAGUCGGCGUUAAGAAGGGAGGAACCCGGGCUGUUCUCGAGUUCAUCCGAAUUCAUCCAGAUGUUCGGGCACUUGGGACUGAGCCGCAUUUCUUUGAUAGAAACUAUGACAAAGGCUUGGACUGGUACAGAGGCCUUAUGCCACGGACUCUCGACAGUCAGAUCACCAUGGAGAAAACCCCAAGUUACUUCGUGACCCGGGAGGCACCGCGACGCAUCUCAAACAUGUCCCGCGAAACAAAGCUGAUCGUAGUGGUACGCAACCCCGUGACCAGAGCCAUCUCCGACUACACACAGACUUUGUCAAAGAAGCCUGACAUCCCCUCUUUCGAGGAUCUCGCUUUCAAGAAUAGAAGCCAAGGCCUCGUGGACACCUCCUGGAACGCCAUUCGCAUAGGGAUGUACAUCAUUCACCUGGAGAACUGGCUGCAGUACUUUCGCCUCUCGCAGAUCCAUUUCGUCAGUGGCGAGCGGCUCAUCACGGACCCGGCCGGAGAGCUGGGCCGCGUGCAGGACUUCCUCGGCCUCAAACGCAUCAUCACGGACAAGCACUUCUACUUCAACCGAACGAAAGGCUUCCCGUGCCUGAAGAAGCCGGAGAGCAGCAGUCAGCCCCGAUGCCUGGGCAAGUCCAAAGGCAGAACUCACGUACAGAUCGACCAGGAAGUCAUCGAGCAGCUUGGAGAAUUUUAUAGGCCAUUCAAUGUAAAAUUUUAUGAAAUGGUGGGUCAUGACUUCAGAUGGGAUUGAGGAAAAAGGACCUUGGUGAAACCAGCCUUCUGCUGGGGAGUGAGUCAUCAAAUUAAAUCAGUUUGUCCAUUGUUAGCGGGACAAAAAAGAAACCUCGAAUUAAUUAAGACCCGAUGCUCUUAACGUAUUAAAAAGUCUCAUAAGCUUAUGAAAUUAUGAAAUAUGGGCAAAAUAGAAAGUUAUAUGUACUGUAGCUCGAGAGAUUUUGCCUUUCACACAAAAUGCUUUAAUACAUUUAGAAGUCACGCAAGGUCAUUCAAUCAACAGAAUAACCAAGGAUCUCUCGUUCGGUCUCACGGCGUGUUUGAUAUGCACAGCGUUGCUUUCAUUCAUUGUCCUCCUGUUACUAUUUAAAAUACUCAUCCAAGUCAAUCAUCUUGAUAUGAAACAGAAACCCGUAAAGCAUACAGUGACUGCUGAGGUGUGUCAUUACUUUUAUCUCAUAAAAUGUAACACAGGAAAACAAAUUAAACAAACCGCACUGACUUUCACCCUGCAGUACAUGAAGUUCAUUCGGGUGUUUGUGCGUGCCAUGAGAACUACCUCUGUGAUAUAUUUCUUUGCUGACAUUGAGUCAAAGGAUAUAUAAAGCAAUGGUUCUCAACUGGUGGCUCGACCAUCUGUUCUUAUAGGGUCGUGGACAGCGGGUAUUUCAAAAUGCAAUUAAUCAUAUAAUCGUAUCGGGUUGGGACAGCAUAAAAUAUAGAGUUUUCCAAUUUUUUGCUGACGUGCAUCCCAGCGAACAAUACAAAAUUUGGUGCAAACUCACUUGGUAAAAGCCAACCAAACUGGGCAGAUGUCAACAUGGGCAGAUUUGGUGACGUGCCCAUAUGCAGGAGUCUUAAAGGUCCAAUGUGUAAUUUUUGGAGGAUCUGUUGACAGAAAAGCAAUAUAAUAUACAUGAAUAUGUCUUCAAAGGAGUAUAAAGACCUUACAUAAUGAAGCGUUAUGUUUUUAUUACCUCAGAAUGAAAUAUUUCUAUCUACAUACACCACGGGUCACUUUACAUGGUAUUCGUCAUGUUGUUUCUACAGUAGCUCUAAACGGACA